AUGGAGCAGUGGCUGCCGCUGUUCCGCCACCUCCUCGUCGCCCCCGCCGCCAACGCCGCCGCCUUCUCCUCUUCCCCCUCUUCUGGAGACUGCCCCAGCGCGCCUCCCCCGGCCGCCGCGCUCCUGCGCCGCCUCCUCUCGCCAGCGCCCACGCUCCCCGCCUCCGCCUCCGCCUCCGCAUCCGACCCCACGGCCGCCAUCCUCUUCCAGACCCUACCGCCCUUCCUCCAGUCCCAGGCGCUCUCCUUCCUCGACUCUUCCGCUGACCUCCUCGACCCGCACCUCCUCCGCACACUCGCCGCCCGCGUCUUCUCCGCCCCGCCUGGCCGAUAUGGACUAUGGGUUCUCCGCGGCGCCCGCCACCUGAUCGACGGAUUGCCUGAAGAGGAAGGCGUCCCUGGUGUUCCCUCCGACGAGUUUAUCGACGGGUUUCACGAUCCGCCAACGUGGCUUAAAGAAGCGGCCGCGCGGGCGCAUCCUGUCCUGCCGUGGCUCCCCGUUGAUUGCCGGAACUUGAUGGGGAGCGGGAGCGGGACACGUGCUGGUCGUGGUGGUAGGGAUGGUUUGGACGGGAUUGGGUUGGAGACCUUGGUGUUGGUGCAAGACGAGGACGUGGAGAUGCAGGAGGCUGGACGUGUUCUUCCUCCUCCGGCUCCUCCGCUUGAGGAGUUAAUCGUGCAGAGGGUCCUGGCUAUGCAGAAGGAGAUUGUGACAGUGGAAUCUGUCUCGGCGGCCCAGCGGGUGGCGAAGGAUUUGCAGGACCUUUGCGUUCAGUCCAGGAAUGCUGCAGAAGUGCUUAGCUUAGUAGGGCCGUGGGAAGCUGAUGAUGACACUCUGAGGGUCUUGCUUUCCAGUUUAGUGCUUGAGGGAGAUGGAGUGGAUGGAAAAGGACCAGCACUUGUUCUGUGUUCUGUUUUCCUACCACUGUUACUCGAGCUUCAAAGACCAGCUUCAUCGGUUCUCCUUUCCACUGCAUUGGGUCUCUGCAAGCGCCACCCAGCUGCAGCACUGGAAGCUGUACUAUUUCCACUGGUUCUUAGAAAGGGCGGUCUAAAUGUUCCCCAGUGUGAUGUGCUAACACGUAUUAUCAAGGAAUGCAUGCAUCCACUGCACGUCACUGCUUUCUGCCAUAGGCUGCUUUCAGGAGAGGAACAAGAGAGGAAACCAGUUUGUAUGCCUCAGCAUCAGGAGAGUAUUGGUACUAAUUUGGUCUGGACAGAAUCUCUGUUCACACUAUUUUACAACAUUCUCAGUCAAGAUAUUUGCUUGACACCGAGCACUGUUGUUGAGCUAAUUUCUGUGAUUGAUGACCAGGCAUCAAAGUUCCCGAGGUCAUUGAAAUUUGGCAACUUUCUGAAGUGCUUCGUGUCAAAGUGUUGGCAUGAAUGUAAGCAUCAGAGGGGUUUACUCGAGAGAGCUGCUGAGAGAACCGACACUUUCCUGACUAAAGCUGUAUUGGCAAAACUGCGCCCUGCAAGUUGA
Molecule: messenger RNA, 1482 nt
Organism: Miscanthus lutarioriparius
Lineage: Eukaryota; Viridiplantae; Streptophyta; Magnoliopsida; Poales; Poaceae
Source: the annotation of a GenBank genome assembly